AUGUUGACCAAAUGCUUUCGAUCUUUACCAUUUGACAAUCUUUCGGGUCUGAGAGGUCUUUCAGUUUUGGGGCCCGUCUUCGCCCUCUUGAUCAUCUCGAAAGCCGGCUCGCUCAUCUUCCACCGAACAUUCCCAACAUCGACUCCGGGUGCGGCAGCAGGGCCUCCGGGCCAGACCGUGGGGACUCUGGGUCUUCCCGGGACGAGCACGCUGACAACGAACGACUACCUUGUCCUAGCAGGGACAUUCCACGGUGUGCACGCCAUCACGCGAUCACUAACGCCCAAGAUCCCCGUCGCGCCGUCCGCAGGUUCCUCAGGACGCAGUUGGACCUAUCCCGACCCUACAGUUCCGGCGUCGGGGAUCGAAUCGAUGGAAUCCUCCUUUUUCCGUCUGACCGUGUUCCAGACCCUAAGCGGCACGAAGUUCCUCUUGUUCACGGACCCGAGCAUGCCUAACACGGACGUGCUGAUGAAGGGCGUCUACGAACGAUACGCCGACUUUGUGUGCAAGAAUCCCUUUUGGCAGAUGGAAAUGCCCAUCCGUAUCGAUGCCUGGGAACGCAGCAUGAACCAAUGGUUGACUCGGCGGUGA
Molecule: messenger RNA, 594 nt
Organism: Capronia epimyces CBS 606.96
Lineage: Eukaryota; Fungi; Ascomycota; Eurotiomycetes; Chaetothyriales; Herpotrichiellaceae
Exons: 2
Coding region: 1-594 (197 amino acids)
Biological process (GO): endoplasmic reticulum to Golgi vesicle-mediated transport
Cellular component (GO): TRAPP complex
Source: RefSeq, a predicted model, not a curated record